Molecule: messenger RNA, 447 nt
Organism: Medioppia subpectinata
Lineage: Eukaryota; Metazoa; Arthropoda; Arachnida; Sarcoptiformes; Oppiidae
Source: the annotation of a GenBank genome assembly
AAUAAGGGUUCGGGCGGUACGACCAGCACAACACCCACACCCACCUCCUCGUCCACCAACAGCGCGCCCGACGAUCACGAACAGAGCAUUAUUUGUGUCAAUUAUGUCUUAAGUGCUGUCGAGUUCAACGAUGUAGUGAUGGACACGAGUCAACUAAACGGAGGUCUGGUGGCCAUCACUCCGCCCACACCUCCCGUUAUCUCAUCGCUCAACAAACGAAACAAUCACUCAAUUAAGAGGUCUCUAUCGUCGACGCCGUCGCCUGAGUCGUCGUCGAUGGCCACAACUCACCCGAACUCCCAGUUAAGUCAUUCCCAACAGACGAGUGUUGACCACAACUCGCAUCCGCAACACGUCUCGCACAUUAGUCCCGCGCCUCCGCCGCCGCCACCGGCGCCGCAACCGGUGGUCGCAGUAACGCAAACCAAUGGCUCGACCGGCAGUUCU